AUGAUAAUCUGCGCUUACAGGAGACGAGGAGCUCUCACCUUGAGGUGCCGAGAAGAAGUAGAGCUCGUGUCUUUUACCAAGGAGAACAAGAGCCGAGGACGAGUCAAAGACAUGGUCAAGAAGAGCUCCGUGAAAUACGGAUCGCGAAGCGUGGAGUUCCAGAGCUUCGAUACGCAGCGACAUCUCGCUACAGACUUCCCAGGCAAUCUCAAGAGGAUUUCGGUGAUGAGAUCAGUUGAGAUCGUCGUCUCUGAGUUAUCUUCUUUUGCAUUCGUCGUUGAGGUCGAAGCUCGAGAAUUGCGUCGGGAAACGGUUAGGCUAUCGUCAGACACGUACUGCCUCCACCGUGUUUUCAUGGCUGAUACAGGACCAAAAUAA
Messenger RNA from Microthlaspi erraticum, 378 nucleotides. Lineage: Eukaryota; Viridiplantae; Streptophyta; Magnoliopsida; Brassicales; Brassicaceae. The record is from the annotation of a GenBank genome assembly.